Messenger RNA from Xiphophorus maculatus (southern platyfish), 1451 nucleotides. RefSeq names its product ubiquitin conjugating enzyme E2 M (gene ube2m). The transcript has 6 exons. The record is from RefSeq and is a predicted model, not a curated record. Bases 192 to 749 code for a protein of 185 amino acids. NCBI's taxonomy places the organism in Eukaryota, Metazoa, Chordata, Actinopteri, Cyprinodontiformes, Poeciliidae.
UCCCUGCCCGGCCUCUGCGCAGCUAACAAGCUAAGCUGGCUCGGCGGCUCGCAGCUUCUCUCGGUGUGGUUAGUUAGUUUGAGACGCACCGGCUCCAUCCACAGUACGGUGCCCCUCACAGCGAUCUGGUGGAACAUUCACGCCCGGCAUAGGGACACCGAGUUCGGACAUCAGCUUACAAACAGGUGAAAAUGAUUAAGCUGUUCUCCCUGAAGCAGCAGAAGAAAGACGAGGAAUCUGCUGGAGGAAACAGAGCCGGAGCCGGGGGGAAGAAAGCCAGUGCGGCCCAGCUCCGAAUACAGAAAGACAUCAAUGAGUUAAACUUGCCAAAGACGUGUGAAAUCAGCUUCCCUGAUGACGACGACCUCCUCAACUUUAGGCUCAUCAUCUCGCCAGACGAGGGUUUUUACAAAGGAGGAAAGUUUGUCUUCAGCUUUAAGGUAGGACAGGGCUACCCCCACGAUCCCCCCAAGGUGAAGUGUGAGACGAUGGUUUAUCACCCCAACAUCGAUCUGGAGGGAAAUGUCUGCCUAAAUAUUUUAAGAGAGGACUGGAAGCCGGUUCUGACAAUAAACUCCAUCAUCUACGGUCUACAGUAUCUAUUUCUAGAGCCAAACCCGGAGGACCCGCUGAACAAGGAGGCAGCGGAGGUUCUGCAGACGAACCGGCGGCUCUUUGAGCAGAACGUCCACCGCUCGCUGCGAGGCGGCUACGUCGGCGCCACCUACUUCGAGAGAUGUCUGAAGUAGCCCCGCCCUGUCCCGCCGUCCUCCAAGCUCCUCCCACUCCCCCUCUCCCACUGUCUGCCUGGCCCCUCCUUCCUCCUCGACUCCUCUUCGGUCGCCAUGGCGACGGGAAGCAGGACGACGCAACGCGCUUUCCAGUUUUACCACAGAAGAAGAAGCUGCACCUCCCUCUCCUCCUCUUCCUCACCUGUCCCCUCCUCUUCCUCCUCCUCCAUUUUUGUUUCACUUCAGCCAUGAUACGCCACGGGGGGGGGGGGCACCAACGACGACACAUCUGAGCGGACUCUGCUGAGGAGGAGGAGGAUGAAGGCUGGGUGCUGAGGAUGGACAGAUGUGGGGGGGAGGGGUGAUUGUGAAUGUUGCUCUGGUCAACGUCACAACGCCCAUGAUAAUGAUGCUCACCAGAUUGUUUUUCUGUUUUUAUUUUGCGUGCGUGGCGAAGAUGCCUGACAUCACACAGGUGGUCUGUAGGACACGCCCCUUCCUGUCACCACCUUCAUUCAUUGGCUACAGAUCAGAGAGAAAGCAGCAAACUCCAAACGGCUUCCUGCAGGAAGUCUAGCAAAGGGGGCGGGGCUUCUCACUUCCUUCCUGCAGGAAGUCUCUGAUUGGAUGGCUUCUCGGUCUUGAAAGGGGGUGGAGCUUCUCUCUUUGAUCCUACCGAGUCUAACAGAGGGGGCGGAGCUUUGUCCUAAUGUUUUUGCA